This is a messenger RNA of Verruconis gallopava, 1147 nucleotides long. RefSeq lists its product as uncharacterized. Lineage: Eukaryota; Fungi; Ascomycota; Dothideomycetes; Venturiales; Sympoventuriaceae. Gene Ontology annotation, molecular function: oxidoreductase activity. Gene Ontology annotation, cellular component: mitochondrion. The transcript is spliced from 3 exons. The coding region runs from base 70 to 1074 and encodes 334 amino acids. The record is from RefSeq and is a predicted model, not a curated record.
GUCCCGUACAGGACGAGAACACAUACCUGCACCAGCGCGCAGCUUCGCGCCGUCUGCCUGCAAUCUUUGAUGCUGCGCUGUGCGGCCCGAAAAGCCUCGUCGCGCUGUUCCGUUGACGCUCUGCAUGCGGCAUUGCGAUCGACGUCGCUCGGGCUCUGCUGGGCGCGUAACUGCACCACCUUCAGCAGAACACCAAUGGCGACUGAAAGAGCCCGGCUGCCACAUGAGGAGCGGACUGCGGCGGAGCCAAGAGCGGACGCGAUACAUGACGUGAUUCUUGAUCAGGUGGAGGAUGUCAACGACUCCAUCAAGCUGUUCAAGCUCAAGAUCAAGGACUCGCGCAACGGUGUCGAGUUCUCUGCAGGUCAGUGGCUCGAUGUCUUUGUGCCAGGUCUCUCCAAGGCCGGCGGGUUCACCUUGACGUCGACGCCGAGGCAGGCUCUCCCGCCGACUCCAUUUCUAGAGCUCGCCGUCCAAAAGAGCCCUGAGAACCCGCCUGCAGCCUGGCUGUGGCAGAAGACAUCGUCCAUACUUGGCUCCGAGCUCAAGGUCAGGGUUGGUGGAAGCUUCACUUGGCCGCCCUUCGGCUGGUCGAGAGACCGGAUCGAGGGCAUCAAGAAAGUGAUUUUUGUCGCUGGAGGCGUUGGAAUAAAUCCCCUGAUCUCGAUGCUCGCGCAUAUGCACGACACUUCGUCCGCGCUUCCUGAGAUCCACUUUCUCUACUCCACCAAGCCGCCCCUCACGGAGAAGCAGAACAUAGAUCCAGGCAAGAUCCUCUUCCUAUCCCGCCUCACCGAAAUGGCAGGCCAACAUCCGGACCGACUGGACCUCACGCUCUUCCUGACGUGCCGCGAGUACAAGAAGAUUAAGGAUCCGCAGACCUUGGGUUGGUUCCACGACCGGAGAAUCGAGGAGACGGACCUGAGGCACGCGCUCGGAGAGAAUGUGUCGGAGAGAAGCGGCACUGUCGUGUACGUGUGCGGACCGCCAAAGAUGACGGAUGAGAUUGUCGCCUGGUUUGGAAAGCAGGACGGACUGAGUGACGAACGCAUAUUUUGCGAAAAAUGGUGGUGAGAGCAACGUGUGCAAGGGGAAAGUAUAUAUAUGUAUAUAUAUAAUAGGAAUAAAAGCAAAAGUCAAACACGAA